AUUUGGCCGUAUUGGUCGUCUCGUGCUACGAGCUGCCCUCAAGAAAGGAACAGUCAAUGUAGUAGCUGUCAACGAUCCUUUCAUUGCUCUGGAUUACAUGGUGUACAUGUUUAAGUACGACUCCACCCAUGGUCGGUACCCAGAAGAAGUGAAGGCAGAAGGCGGCAAACUGGUGGUGGAUGGCCACGCCAUUACUGUAUUCCAAGAGAGAGAGCCUGAAAAAAUUAUGUGGGGGAGUGCUGGAGCCGAGUAUGUAGUAGAAUCCACGGGUGUUUUCACCACUGUGGAAAAGGCAAUGGUAGGUAGACAGCUCCCAUCAACUGCUGUCUUGCUGUCUUUGGAAAGAAUGAAUUUGUUGCAAAAAAUUCAGUUUUAUACUAAUGGAAAUAGUAAAAAAAAAAAAACUUACUGUUAUUAUAUAAUGUUUUUUAUAUCCAGUAAUGCUUCCUGCACAACAAACUGCCUGGCUCCCGUAGCCAAGGUGCUUAACGACAAGUUUGGCAUUGUGGAGGGACUGAUGACCACUGUCCACGCCUACACAGCCACACAGAAGACCGUGGAUGGACCAAGUGCCAAGGACUGGCGUGGUGGACGUACAGCUGCUACAAACAUCAUCCCCUCUUCCACUGGUGCUGCCAAGGCUGUAGGCAAAGUUAUCCCAGAACUCAAUGGUAAACUGACAGGUAUGGCAUUCCGUGUGCCCGUGGCCAAUGUUUCAGUUGUGGACCUGACGUGCCGCCUGAAGGCAGGGGCUCCAUAUGCUGACAUCUGUGCUGCCAUGAAGGAGGCUUCGGAGGGUUCACUGAAGGGUGUGCUAGGCUACACCGAAGACAUGGUUGUCAACUCCGAUUUCAAUGGAGACGAGCGCAGCAGCAUUUUCGAUGCCAAGGCUGGAAUCUCCCUGAAUGACAACUUUGUCAAGGUCGUCUCCUGGUACGACAACGAGUUUGGAUACAGCUGCCGAGUGGUGGACCUCCUAGCAUACAUCAACAGCAAGAAAUGAACCCCUCGAGCCGUCACCUCCAAGAUUUAGACAUUUCUCAGUCAUUUUAUUUCACAGCCCUUCGCAAAUGGGACCCAGCGCCAAGGAAUUUUGAGAUCUUUUUUUUCUGCUACCACAGAUUUUUCUACAUGGUAACAGAAAACCAGCCACUCCUGUUCUGCCAAUAUUGUGAAAGCGUGAAUUCAGUGUUUUUUUAUUAUUAUUAUUAUUAUUAUUUUCUUGUGCCAUCUUCAUUUGUUUAUUUCAGUUGACUUUUUAAAAGAAGGGUUGUAGAUAAUAGCCUGUAGAAAUUUUUGUCUUGUCUUGUCUCAAUUAUUACCCUUUUUUUCCCAACCAUUAACUUAGAAUUUUGGAUUGUUACCACAAAUAUCGUGGACUCUAAAAAGGUAACUGCUGGACACCAUCGCUUGACUUCUAGAAAUGCACUACUGCAUAAUACUAAGACCAAAUCGGGUGCUGCCAUCUACUUGUAUACUUAAACUUUGUCACAAUGAAUUAAGCAAAAUAUAUAUUAUAAAGCAUAUUGCCAGUAAUACAUUGGAGAUAUUGGAUCAGGAAAUUCCUGGAAGAUCUUUCCCUUUUAUUGAUUCAGUAAGACAGUAAAUAUUUGUAUCACAAUAAUUGUCCAUGUUAGGUCUGAAAGACCCGUACCUGUUAUCAGUUGAAAUUGUUUGCACUGAGAGUGAAAGGGUUUGAAUAGAUUUAAUAGAGAUACUUUGUAGGAGUUGAACAAAGUUGUUUUUUGGUUUUGUUUUUUCAAACCGUAGCUAACAGUGUAAUUAUUGAAGUUAAUGUGUGCGUUGGUUGGUCUUUCCACAGGCACCAAACGAUACUGGAGGGGAACUGGCUUAAAACUCAUUAAAAUGUUUUAAACAUUUUGA
This is a messenger RNA of Lingula anatina, 1884 nucleotides long. Its product is annotated as glyceraldehyde-3-phosphate dehydrogenase. Gene Ontology annotation, biological process: glucose metabolic process; glycolytic process. Gene Ontology annotation, cellular component: cytosol. Gene Ontology annotation, molecular function: glyceraldehyde-3-phosphate dehydrogenase (NAD+) (phosphorylating) activity; NAD binding; NADP binding. NCBI's taxonomy places the organism in Eukaryota, Metazoa, Brachiopoda, Lingulata, Lingulida, Lingulidae. The record is from RefSeq and is a predicted model, not a curated record.